GAUUUUACAGGUAACCAGACCCGGAAGAGAAAAUACCCGAAUCGCCAUGUUGGGAGUGUGAAGAAAUCAUCUAAAAAUCUCAUCAAGGUGUUUGACCAUGUACCCACGUACUUGGGCCCAGGAUGUGUUACGGUGUCAUCUCUGUGAGACCCCGGGCCCCCCUAUGUACUGUGACAUUUGUCAUAUACAUCUAUGUGUAGUCUGCGUUGGAAAACACCUCUUAGAUGAAUCCAAAGAACACAAAGUAGUGCCAUUUAAGAAGAGGGGACUAAAUCCUAAAUGUUCCAAACAUUCCACACAAUUAUGUGACCUUCAUUGUGAACAAUGUAACAUUCCUAUUUGUGUGGAGUGUGUCUCCUCAGGUGAACAUCUAGGACACAAGCAAGUUGGCAUUUUAAUAAUAUUAGAUACUAAGAGAGAAGCCUUAAAAAAAGAUCUUCAAGAAUUAGAAGAUACCAUUUAUCCUAAAUACCAAGAGAUCGCAUCUAACAUUCCAGUUCAGAAAACUGAUCUGAAUAAAAAUUCCAAGAAAUUAACAACAGCUCUAAACAAACAUGGAGAAGACUUGCACAGAGAAAUAGACAUUGCCAUCAAGAAACUGAAAUCUGACGUGGAUGAAAUGGAAUCCAAACACCUGGUUGUCCUUGAUAAGCAGGAAAAUGAAAUAAAGCGCACCAUUUCUCAAAUCACUCAGGAUAUUGCUGAUCUGAAGAAAUUACUCAACUCUAAUGAUGUCAGCCUUGUCUCUGCCUACAAAUCCAGGAUUGCUGAAUUCAGAAGAUGGCCUCCUAAACUCACAGUUUCCUUACCAAGAUUCACCCCUCAGAAGAUUAACAAAGAGCAGAUUUAUCAGCAGAUUGGUUUUCUGUCAGCCUUAUCUAUCAAAACAGGAGAAUAUGGCUACACAAUGGAUUCUGCUGGUGCUGAGUCCUCUUCCCCGGACAGACCGCUCAUUUAUUUACCACGGUUCAUCACAGAUAUAAACACAAAGUAUGGAGAAUUUGAUGAAUUAAGCUGCGUGUCCUGUCUGAGUGAUGAUGAGGUAUGGACGUGUGGUGAUGACAACAACAUGAUGAGACUCUACAACCUCCACAGUAAACUAGUGAAGUCCAUCCAAACCAAGUCAGGGAACAGACCAUUUGACAUAGCAGUGACACAGAGUGGUGAACUAGUUUAUACUGAUCCCGGUGAUAGAACUGUGAACAUAGUGAAGAAUACACAGAUACAGACAGUGAUCAGACUACAGGGGUGGGAACCUCUCUAUGUCUGUAGUACCUCCUUUGGUGACCUCCUGGUUGUCAUGAUCACUGUUGAUGGGAAACAAGUAAAAGUUGUGCGUUACUCUGGCUCUACUGAGAAACAAACCAUUCAAUACGAUGGCAAAAGACAACCUCUCUAUUCAUCCGAUAAUUACACUAAAUACAUCAGUGAGAACAAGAACCUAGAUAUCUGUGUAGCUGACUCUAAAGCCAGUGCAGUAGUGGUGGUCAAUCAGGCUGGGAAACUCAGGUUUACAUACACCGGUCCUCCUUCUCAAUACAAUGACAAAGGACAACCUCUCUAUUCAUCUAAUCCUUACCCUAAAUACAUCAGUGAGAACAAGAACCUAGAUAUCUGUGUAGCUGACAAUAAAGCCAGUGCAGUAGUGGUGGUCAAUCAGGCUGGGAAACUCCGGUUAACCUACACAGGUCCUCCAUCUACUACCAAGGAACCAUUUAGACCAGUUGGCAUCACUACAGACAGCCAGGGUCGGAUCCUGACAGCAGACAAAAACAACAACUGUAUCCACAUCCUGGAUCAGGAUGGACAGUUCCUCUGCUACAUUGACAACUAUCAUUUAGAAUAUCCAUGGGGUUUAUGUGUGGACACCAGAGACAACCUCUUUGUGGCUGAAUAUGAAACAGGUAAAGUGAAGAAAAUC
Magallana angulata is the source of this 1921-nucleotide messenger RNA. RefSeq lists its product as uncharacterized. The annotation marks the transcript as partial. Gene Ontology annotation, molecular function: zinc ion binding; ubiquitin protein ligase activity; translation repressor activity. Gene Ontology annotation, biological process: proteasome-mediated ubiquitin-dependent protein catabolic process; protein polyubiquitination; negative regulation of translation. The transcript is spliced from 2 exons. NCBI's taxonomy places the organism in Eukaryota, Metazoa, Mollusca, Bivalvia, Ostreida, Ostreidae. The record is from RefSeq and is a predicted model, not a curated record.